CUCAAGCCUUCAGCCCCAAGACACCAGACUUCGGAUCUUCCUGCUAGCACGGUCAAAUCACAGCUUCAACAAACCCUUCUCUCUACCCGACAUCCACUUUACACCAAUAGCCCAUCAUGAAGCUUUCAGUUGCUGCCGCCCUUUCUCUCGCCGCCAGCGAGGCCUCGGCCCACUACAUCUUCCAGCAAGUCGGCGCCGGGACCUCGGUCAACCCGGUUUGGAAGUACAUCCGCAAGCACACCAACUACAACUCGCCCGUGACCGACUUGACUUCCAAAGACCUUGUGUGCAACGUCGGCGCCAGCGCUGAGGGCGUCGAAACCCUCUCCGUUGCUGCCGGCUCCCAGGUCACCUUCAAGACCGACACGGCCGUCUACCACCAGGGUCCCACUUCCGUCUACCUCUCCAAGGCCGACGGGUCCCUUUCCGACUAUGAUGGCUCGGGCGGUUGGUUCAAGAUCAAGGACUGGGGCGCUACCUUCCCCGGUGGUGAAUGGACUUUGUCGGACACUUACACUUUCACGAUCCCUUCGUGUAUUCCCUCGGGUGACUACCUUUUGCGUAUUCAGCAGAUUGGUAUCCACAACCCCUGGCCCGCAGGUGUUCCCCAGUUCUACCUCUCCUGCGCUCACAUUUCCGUGACGGGCGGUGGUAGCGCCUCCCCCGCCACUGUCUCCAUCCCUGGAGCCUUCAAGGAGACCGAUCCCGGCUACACCGUCAACAUCUACUCCAACUUCAACAACUACACCGUCCCCGGCCCCGAGGUAUUCACCUGCAGCGGUUCUGGCAGCGGUUCCGGCUCCGGCUCCGGCUCCGGCUCUACCCCCCCAUCCCAGCCGACCACUUCUACUACCCUCCCGACUUCUUCGACCGUUGUCGCGACCACCCUCAAGACUUCGACUGUCGUCGCCACGACCAAGAGCAGCAGCAGCACCACUUCGUCAGCCUCCUCCUCAGGCAGCCAGCCCACCAGCCCUUCUGGCUGCACGGUGGCCAAGUACGGACAGUGCGGUGGCAUUGGAUACAGCGGGUGCACGAGCUGCGCUAGCGGGUCGACCUGCAAGGUUGGCAAUGACUAUUACUCGCAGUGCUUGUAAGGGUGUCCCCCCUUAUGAGAAGGGAAGAGGAAUAAAGGGGAGGGAGUGAGGAGCGUGGAUUGAGAAGAGGAUGAUGGACUGCAUGGGAAAGGGAAAACUUAAUCUUCUUGUGAAUAACUUCAACCGGGGCAUUCACACUUUUGGUCGGUGAUCGCUCACUCGGCUGGGAGUGAAAGGCCUACGAUAUCUGUAUAUAGUUUGUUCUACUUCUUCACUUGGCCGUUGGUGGAAGUGCUGGUGCCAGCAUGAGGCCACGG
This is a messenger RNA of Neurospora crassa OR74A, 1354 nucleotides long. It is a transcript of the gene gh61-7, whose product is annotated as glycosylhydrolase family 61-7 protein. Gene Ontology annotation, cellular component: extracellular region. The coding region runs from base 117 to 1097 and encodes 326 amino acids. Gene Ontology annotation, molecular function: cellulose binding. Lineage: Eukaryota; Fungi; Ascomycota; Sordariomycetes; Sordariales; Sordariaceae. Gene Ontology annotation, biological process: carbohydrate metabolic process. The record is from RefSeq and is a predicted model, not a curated record. The transcript is spliced from 4 exons.